CUUAUUUUUUGGUGGUUUGUUUUUCAUAUUCAUGAAAAACAAAAAUUAUAUCACUAAAACAAUUCCUUUAUUUCAAAAAAUUAUACUUUUUAUUUUUAAAUCGAACCUCCUCCCAAAACCAACGGUGGUUCAACUUCUUUACAACCACAGACAAAGUUCUUUGAUUGAUUUUGACACUGAUGAUCCUUCAGUUGCUUCGGUCCCACAAACACAGCAAAUUCCCCCCUCCGUUCCUGUUUCGUUAAAUGACAAUUGGGCAAACUUUGAUUCAACUCCAACUCCAGUGGUAACAAAGCUGAUGCCUUUUUCUCAAGCUCCUUCAAGUGGUGCUAACUUGCUUGACAUGCUUUCUGAGUUAUCAGUUCCUGCAUCUGUUAACAACCCACAAAUGUCACUUUUUGGCACAAAUCCUCCUCCUCCUCCUCCUGCUGCUGCUGCUGGUGCACCACCAUCGGUGUUUGUCCCUGGUGGUGGUAAUAAUGGCGAUUUAUUUACUUCAAGUUAUUCUUUUUCAUUUUUGUGCUCCAGGGUGGUACCUGUGUUAUGAGUUAUCACACAACCUUCCACAACACAACUCAUUACUUUUUAUAUCAACUUUGUUACAAUUUUUGUGACCUGAAUCAAUUUUUGUGACCUGAAUCAGGCAAAUAUAUCUAGUUUUACCAAAAAUAUAUCUAGCUCUUACCCUUUAAAUUUGAACCGCAGGCGUGGUUAAUUUGUAUGAUGAUGAUGGUCCGGUGGUGGGAUUUUCAGGUUGGUUGAAUUAUUGGGGGUGCGAGGCGAGGCUAGCUGGCCGGUGAUGAUGGUGUUGCGACAGGGGAGAUGGAGAUGAAGGACCGAUUAGUGGUGUAGAGAUGGAGAAAGGGUGGUGUUAAGGUGUUCGGUUGGGAGGAAAAGCGUAUUCAAUUUAGGUAUUAGCCGUACUUAAUCAAAAUGGGGGCGUAUUUGAUUUAGUUAUUUCAUUUUGUUUCUAAUACAUCUCCUUAACCGUAUUAGAUGCUGAAAUUGUGCGUAUUAUAUUUAUUUAUCCCUUUAUAAUACGGUUUUUAUUUACAACCGUAUUAGAUGGGGGUGUACUCUAUAACUAAUUUUCCAGUAGUGCUUAAGCUUUGAUUUGUCAAUAAAAUGGAUUUGGAAGCAUGUGAAGGUCUCUAAAGUAGAGAGAUACUGGACGCACAAGUUAUAUGACUGGAAACAUAGUAGAAUACCAUUCCCAUCGAGUAGCCGUAAAUGCAAGAUUGUCAUCCAGCAUUUGAAAAUCCAAAGCCUCGGUAUUUGUAUAGGAUUUCAGAAGUCAGUCGUUGUAGCAUGCAAGAUGAUAACCAUGAUUACAAUUCUCUUUUUGAUAUGUGUCUUGUGUUGUCGCCGUUGUUGGAAGUGGUUAAAGGCCAUGUUUAUUAGCACAUCUUGUCUUGUAGUGGGACAGUCGCAACAGGCCAAGGAGCAACCAGGUAAAGAUAAAGAUCUCAGGGGGUAUGUGUUGCAACUUCAAGAAGACGUACAGUUUACUGAGAGAACAUUGAAACGCUUGUUAAAAUCUGUGAAUCGCUUGAUCCAAAAGGCAGAAAAACAACAACCAAAGAAUCUUAUGAAGCUUCUAUCAGAAUCUCGAGGUUUUGAAGGACUUGCAAAGUUCGACAGCAAUCAUGUUCCUUCUUUACUUUCAGAAGAAUAUGUCAAUUGUUGGUCUUUGCCUUUGGUAACACUAACAUCCAUCGCCAUGUCUCUACCGGACAUCCAAAAGAACAUGGUCGAUUGCUUGCUAAAUGGUGUGAGUGAGGGUCUUUUAUAUGUCACGCUUGUUGAAGAAAGCCUCAAUGCUAGUGAUCAUGAUCAUGUAAGCAUUCAAAAGGCAGCUGAAACUUUGUGGGUAGAAGUUGAAGUGUACCACAAAUGGUUAGGAACUAAGCUGCCAAACCCUAAGUCUAAAUUAGUGAAUACACCGGGGCAUAUUCUUCAGUGGUUGAGGGAUAAGGCUAAGAAGAAGGUCAUGAAGGUGGAAAGUAAGGAUAUCAGAGACCGAAAUGAUAAUUCCAAAUACAAGUCUAUUUGUGCCAAUUCAAUGUAUCGUAUCACUGAAACAAUCUUGCUCAACGUCUACCACGAGAACAUUGAUCAGCAGGUUAGCCAAGAGGAACUAUUUGCACAUGUGUCAUCAAUGAUCGCUGAUAUAAUAGCUGCUUGUCUCACCAACUUACCCCAAGUCAUUCUAAUGAAAUGCCAUGAAAGUGUCAUAGAGAAAAGGGAGGCGAGUGUUCAAGCUGCAGCUCAACUUCUCGGCGAGACUAUACAGAUAAUCAACACCCUUCAAGAUCGUCAACUUCCAAGCUUGAAUCCAGACGAGUUGGCAUUUAUUGACAAGUGGUGUGCUCACUUAAAGAAUCCGUUUCCUUGACAAACAUUUCGGUUCUGCAAGCAACCAGGCAAGUUCAUAAACAGUUGUCAUAGUUUCUAUUCUCUAAAUAUGUAGAAGAUUAUGCUUUGUUUAUUUGCUUUCCUAUGUUUCUUAAUAUUUGAGACUGGUCAAUGGUCAUCGUGGAUGGGCCUUCAAAGUCAUUGGAACCCUUGCUCAAACAUUAUAUAUACUGUUGUUUCAAUCGCAUUAUAUAGACUUGUUUCAAUAUAUAUUUGUG
This is a messenger RNA of Lactuca sativa (garden lettuce), 2633 nucleotides long. RefSeq lists its product as uncharacterized. The record is from RefSeq and is a predicted model, not a curated record. Lineage: Eukaryota; Viridiplantae; Streptophyta; Magnoliopsida; Asterales; Asteraceae.